Molecule: messenger RNA, 2251 nt
Organism: Sphaeramia orbicularis (orbiculate cardinalfish)
Lineage: Eukaryota; Metazoa; Chordata; Actinopteri; Kurtiformes; Apogonidae
Gene: cfi
Product: complement factor I
Exons: 17
Coding region: 102-2153 (683 amino acids)
Biological process (GO): proteolysis
Cellular component (GO): membrane
Molecular function (GO): protein binding; serine-type endopeptidase activity
Source: RefSeq, a predicted model, not a curated record
CAGAUGGUCAGUGACUCACUGAGGGCAACUCAGUGGAAACUCAGUGUUUUUAUUUUUGCUUAUUUCAGUCGGUUGUUUUUAAUGUCAGGUGUCAGACGCCCAUGUUUGUGAAGAUGAGAUCAGCCAUACUUUCUUCUCUUUUGCUGCUACAUCUUGUCUCCUAUUCUGUAACGUGGCGUUCAUCACAAAAUGAUCCACAAUCCACAAACCCACAGAUCGAACAAAUAGAGCAGACCCUAGAAAUACCACAAUUCACCGCCCAACACCCCCCUUCUGUGGCCACCACCCCUGUGGUCACCACCCCUGUGGUCACCACCCCUGUGGCCACCACCCCUGUGGUCACCACCCCUGUGGCCACCACUCCUACUCCUGCAAUGCCUAAAGAACCUCUGACAGAUGACUUUCUGGGUCCACCUGAGUGUCUGAAACAGAAGUUGACACGUGCAUCAUGUAACCUGGUGUUUUGUCUUCCGUGGGAGCGCUGUAUUGAAGGGCGGUGCAGUUGUAAACCACCUUAUCUGUGUCCGAUAAACAACGUAAGCCCAGUCUGUGGCCAUGACAACAGAAACUAUCGGUCCUACUGCCAGGUGAUGGCUUUGUCCUGUCGGAUUAAAACACCCGUCAUGUCUCAUUUUGGGAAAACUUGCAGAGCUAAUGACCCAAAGUUCAGCGUUUCAGUAGACGCAGACACACAUGUGGUCAUGGUCAGUAUUCCUGAUCCUCAGAACGCCGAGGGAACGCAGAAGAUGUUACUGGUUUGUGGGAAGCAGUGGGACAUGGCAGCUGCUAACGUGGCCUGUAAACACCAUGGGCACGGAUAUGCACUUGGAGCCGUGUCUGCAGACUCAGUACCUUAUAAAACCCUGAACAUCGACGACAGACAGGAGUUUCCAAACAGCUGUGUUAGCGUACACUGCCAAGGAUACGAGACUUCUCUGGCCGAGUGUGUGAUCUACGACACUGUCGCCAUUGAUGGCGACAUGAAGGUUGCCACAGCAACCUGUUAUGAUGACUCUACCGCACCAAAAGACUGUGACUUCACGUGCACUAAUGGGAAGUGUGUGUCACUGAGCCAGACGUGUGACGGUGUUGACGACUGUGGCGACCGCAGCGAUGAAAUGUGUUGUAAAAAUUGCAGGAACGGUGCUUUCCGCUGUAAGACGGGCGUAUGUGUGCAUAAAGAAGCAGUGGGAGACAAACAGAUGGACUGUCUGGAUGGUGCAGACGAAGCAGAAAGACACGAACAGCCAGAGGAAACCCAUCAUCCACUGAACAACACAGAGUUCAUCUCACCGAAAAAUGAAACUCGGGCCAGUAGAGCUGAUCUGGAGUCCAAAUUGUUCUGUGGGAUUCCAAACCCAAACACGGUGGAUGACGACGAAAUGGAAGUGAGAGGAAGAACAAACGGCCGAGUGAAGCGAGUAGUGGGAGGAGUCAGAGCCAAACCGACUCAGAUUCAGUGGCAGGUUGCUCUGGAGGAGUACAAGCACAUUGACUGUGGAGGAGCGUAUAUAGGAGGAUGCUGGGUAAUAACGGCUGCUCACUGUGUCAGGCCAAGGCCUUCUGCGUUUAGGGUCAAGUUUUCUCUCUGGAAGAAGAACAGAGCUCAGGGCACAACUGACAUCGUUCCUGUUGCAGACAUCCGCAUCCAUCCAAAGUACAACGCCAGCACCUAUGAGAACGACAUCGCUCUGGUGCAGCUGCAGACGCUUCCGUUUCAGCAGAAAUGCCUACAGGACAACCCGGCUGUGAGGGCGGUGUGUGUGCCCUGGACCACUGAACUGUUCCAGCCCCACCACACCUGCAGCAUCUCAGGGUGGGGGCGAAACGAAGAGGGCAGAUCAGCUCAGGUGUUACUGUGGGCCAACGUCUCCCUCAUCCCCAAAUGUGAACGGUUUUACGGAGACCGCAUCAGACCAGGCAUGAUGUGUGCAGGUGACUUAGACGGCAGUGUGGACUCGUGUCAGGGGGACAGCGGGGGUCCUUUGGUUUGUGAGGAUGAACUCGGGGUCUCCUACCUCUGGGGCAUCGUCAGCUGGGGUGAGAGGUGUGGUCAAGCAGGAUUCCCAGGAGUCUACACUCAGGUUGCUCAUUACUUCGAGUGGAUCCGACUCCACACAGGCUGGUCCGAAGUCACCAAGUUUAACUCCUGAUCAAACCAACACACACUAAACCCACUGCUGAAGGGCUCAAGUCUGUUUUUUGAGACGUUUCAUCGUUUUACUGUGAAUAAAACAUGUAGAAAUAUAGA